AUCUCAAAAUACGCCGUUCUUCCUUCCCAACAGGAGAAUACUCGGCGAAAGACACUGAUCUCGAUCAAAAGGAAGAUUUAACCGUAAAUUGAAUAAGAUAGUUAAGUGAUUUAAAACAUGGAUUUGGAAGAUGAAUAUGAUCAGCAGUAUAACGACGAUGAGGAGGAGGAGAUAACGCAGGAAGACGCGUGGGCGGUCAUAAGUGCAUACUUCGAAGAGAAAGGUCUGGUCAGGCAACAACUUGACUCCUUCGAUGAGUUCAUCCAGAAUACUAUGCAGGAGAUUGUCGACGAGUCUGCUGAUAUUGAGAUCCGACCCGAGUCUCAGCAUAACCCCGGUCAUCAGUCUGAUUUCGCUGAGACUAUCUACAAAAUCAAUUUCGGGCAAAUCUAUCUUAGUAAACCAAUGAUGACAGAGUCAGAUGGUGAAACUGCAACCUUGUUCCCAAAGGCUGCAAGGUUGAGGAAUCUUACAUACUCUGCUCCGCUGUAUGUGGAUGUGACAAAGAGAGUCAUCAAGAAAGGGCAUGAUGGUGAAGAGGUUACUGAAACUCAGGACUUCACUAAAGUUUUCAUUGGGAAGGUUCCUAUAAUGCUUAGAUCGAGUUACUGCACAUUGUAUCAAAAUUCAGAGAAAGAUCUGACUGAACUCGGGGAGUGUCCGUAUGAUCAAGGUGGCUAUUUCAUAAUUAAUGGGAGUGAAAAGGUUCUGAUUGCUCAGGAAAAGAUGAGCACUAAUCACGUCUAUGUCUUUAAAAAGAGGCAACCAAACAAGUAUGCAUAUGUAGCAGAAGUCCGGUCAAUGGCAGAAUCUCAGAACAGGCCACCCAGUACUAUGUUUGUUCGGAUGCUCUCACGAACUAGUGCAAAAGGGGGUUCUUCAGGGCAGUAUAUUCGAGCUACACUUCCAUAUAUCAGGACGGAAAUUCCUAUUAUAAUUGUUUUCCGAGCUUUAGGUUUUGUGGCAGACAAAGAUAUUCUCGAACAUAUUUGCUAUGAUUUUGACAAUACAGAAAUGAUGGAGCUGCUACGGCCCUCUUUGGAAGAAGCUUUUGUAAUUCAGAAUCAACAGGUCGCUCUGGAUUACAUUGGUAAAAGAGGGGCCACUGUAGGUGGUGUUUCAAAGGAGAAGAGAAUAAAGUAUGCUAAAGAUAUUCUUCAGAAAGAAAUGCUUCCUCAUGUUGGGGUUGGGGAAUAUUGUGAGACAAAGAAAGCGUUUUAUUUUGGCUACAUCAUCCACAGGCUUCUAUUGUGUGCACUUGGCCAAAGGGCCGAGGAUGAUAGGGAUCAUUAUGGAAACAAGAGAUUGGAUCUUGCCGGUCCUUUGCUCGGUGGUUUAUUCCGGAUGCUUUUCAGGAAGUUAACUCGGGAUGUUAGAUCUUAUGUUCAAAAGUGUGUUGACAAUGGAAAAGAUGUUAAUCUGCAAUUUGCAAUCAAAGCAAAAACCAUUACAAGUGGUCUCAAGUACUCACUUGCUACUGGAAACUGGGGACAAGCUAAUGCGGCAGGUACCAGAGCUGGUGUUUCUCAGGUGUUGAAUCGCUUGACAUAUGCCUCAACUUUGUCACACUUGAGAAGGUUGAACUCUCCCAUAGGCCGUGAAGGGAAACUAGCGAAGCCAAGGCAAUUGCACAAUUCUCAAUGGGGGAUGAUGUGUCCAGCAGAAACUCCAGAAGGACAAGCGUGCGGACUGGUGAAAAAUCUAGCACUGAUGGUGUAUAUAACCGUUGGAUCAGCAGCAUAUCCAAUUUUGGAGUUUUUGGAAGAAUGGGGCACUGAAAACUUUGAGGAAAUAUCUCCUGCUGUCAUUCCAAACUCUACAAAAAUAUUUGUCAAUGGCACAUGGAUUGGGAUUCACCGUGACCCUCAGAAGUUGGUGAGAACACUCAGACAAUUAAGGAGACGGGUUGAUGUAAAUACUGAGGUGGGAGUGGUCCGAGAUGUUGGUUUAAUGGAACUACGUAUUUACACUGACUAUGGCCGAUGCAGUCGUCCAUUGUUUAUUGUUGAGAACCAAAGGCUUCUCAUUAAGAAAAGAGACAUACAAGCAUUGCAAUUAAGGGAAAGUCCAGAAGAUGGUGGUUGGCAUGAUUUGGUGGCCAAGGGCUAUAUCGAGUACAUCGAUACUGAAGAGGAAGAAACAACUAUGAUAAGCAUGACAAUUAGGGAUCUUGUACAAGCAAGAAACAAUCCAGGGGAUGCUUACUCUCAAUAUACACAUUGUGAAAUCCACCCCUCACUAAUAUUGGGUGUUUGUGCGUCUAUUAUUCCAUUUCCUGACCACAACCAGUCUCCCCGUAACACUUAUCAGUCAGCUAUGGGUAAGCAGGCAAUGGGAAUUUAUGUGACCAAUUACCAAUUUCGCAUGGACACAUUGGCAUAUGUGCUGUAUUAUCCUCAAAAGCCACUUGUAAUUACUAAAGCGAUGGAACACUUGCACUUCAGGCAAUUACCUGCAGGCAUCAAUGCGAUUGUUGCCAUUGCCUGUUAUUCAGGAUACAACCAAGAAGAUUCCGUCAUCAUGAACCAGUCAUCCAUAGACCGUGGAUUCUUCCGGUCUUUAUUUUUUCGCUCUUAUCGAGAUGAAGAGAAAAAGAUGGGGACACUGGUGAAAGAGGAUUUCGGGCGCCCUGACAGAUCAAACACUAUGGGGAUGAGGCAUGGUUCCUAUGAUAAGUUGGAUGAUGACGGUUUGGCCCCACCUGGAACCCGAGUUUCUGGCGAGGAUGUGAUUAUAGGAAAAACUACGCCAAUAUCACCGGACGACGCCCAGGGGCAAGCCGCCCGUUACACAAAGCGUGAUCACAGUACCAGUUUACGCCACAGUGAGACUGGUAUGGUUGACCAGGUUUUGCUGACCACAAAUGCCGAUGGGUUAAGGUUUGUGAAGGUGAGAGUUAGAUCAGUCCGGAUACCUCAGAUUGGUGACAAGUUUAGCAGUAGGCACGGUCAGAAAGGAACGGUCGGAAUGACCUACACCCAAGAAGACAUGCCCUGGACUGCGGAAGGCAUCACUCCUGACAUUAUCGUCAAUCCACACGCUAUCCCUUCCCGUAUGACCAUCGGUCAGCUGAUUGAGUGUAUCAUGGGGAAAGUGGCAGCCCACAUGGGGAAAGAAGGAGACGCCACUCCCUUCACCGAUGUCAGUGUUGACAAGAUCAGCAAAACUCUCCACGAGUGUGGUUACCAGAUGCGUGGGUUUGAGACCAUGUAUAAUGGUCACACAGGGAGACGUCUUACGGCUAUGAUAUUCAUUGGGCCCACAUAUUAUCAGAGGCUAAAGCAUAUGGUUGAUGACAAGAUUCAUUCUCGGGGUAGGGGUCCAGUUCAGAUCCUCACAAGGCAGCCAGCUGAGGGCCGGUCUCGUGAUGGCGGGCUCCGAUUUGGGGAGAUGGAACGUGAUUGCAUGAUUGCGCAUGGCGCAGCUCAUUUUCUUAAGGAGAGAUUGUUUGACCAGAGCGAUGCAUAUCGGGUCCAUGUUUGUGAGCAUUGUGGGUUGAUCGCUAUAGCUAACCUCAAGAAGAGCUCUUUUGAGUGCCGGGGGUGCAAGAACAAGACUGAUAUUGUCCAGGUUCACAUUCCUUAUGCGUGCAAAUUGUUGUUUCAAGAGCUCAUGGCUAUGGCCAUUGCACCAAGAAUGCUUACUAAGGAUGUCAAGCAAGCAAAGAACCAAAAGAAGAAAUGAGCUUUGAUUAAUCAUUCAUAUUCCUCUGUUGAGGGAAAAGAAGUGCCACAAGGUUUCCUGCAGGACCUUUAACAAAAAAAUCUUCCUGCGGUGGUGAAAGAAGUGAUGAAGUCAAGAAAGCUGCCUUGAGCCUUUUAUUUUAUGGGUUUUAAUUGUAGUUCAUUCAUUCACGUCUUUAAGGAAACAACUGAUGUAUAAAGUUUAUAUAUUGCAUGGCAUAGACAGAUGGAUGUUUUACUUUUAUUUUCAUUUGUAUUAUUAUGUUUGCUGUUCUUACAAGAAAGGCUAUUUUGUCUUCCAACAUUAAAAUUGUCAAGGGCAUCCAACUUCAGUCUUAACGUAUACUCCUUCC
This is a messenger RNA of Cuscuta europaea, 4036 nucleotides long. The record is from the annotation of a GenBank genome assembly. NCBI's taxonomy places the organism in Eukaryota, Viridiplantae, Streptophyta, Magnoliopsida, Solanales, Convolvulaceae.